AUGAUGGAGACCCCCCAGAAAGAUACAUAUGAGGCAACAACGGCGCAGGCUAACAUCGGAGACAAUAAUGGCAUAACUGCAGAUACGCUGAAGCUCCCAGACCGAUAUGCCGACGAGAGCUACAAACUUUUCAGUGAAAUCAAGGCCACGGAACCAACGCCAGAAGAAGCUACUAAAAUUCGCGACAAACUUCUCUGGCGCAUUGUGCCCUUUCUGUGCAUCGGAUACCAUCUAAUGUUUCUAGACAAGCAAACACUUGGCAGCUCUGCAAUUCUUGGCAUUUUCAAGGACGCACAUUUAAAUGCCAAUCAGUACAAUUGGCUGUCAUCCAUCUUUUACUUUGGGUACAUGAUUGCAGAGUUUCCGCAAAAUUGGGCGUUACAGAGGUUUCCUGUGGCCAAAUGGCUCGCUGGUAACAUAAUUAUCUGGGGCGCCAUCGUACUACUUCACAUUCCUUGCAGCAGCUUUGCAUCCCUCUUUGUCGUCCGAUUUCUCUUGGGUUUGGCCGAGGCCUGCAUCGUGCCUUCGUUUCUGCUCAUCAUGUCCAUGUUCUUUACAUACCAGGAGCAGGCUGUGGUGAUGCCAAUCAUGUGGUCAAUCGGCAACGCGAGCCCGGUUACAAGUGGCUUGCUGUCAUAUGUGACUUUGCACAUUCAUACCGACCACUUUGCAUCGUGGCAAUGGCUCAUGCUUCUUUGUGGAUUUAUGACCAUAAUAUUCGGUGUUUUCGUCUACUUGCUGCUGCCCGACAGUCCGCUCUAUGCUCAUUUUUUGACACCUGAAGAGCGCGCAAAGGCAAUCCUUCGAAUCAAGGAAAAUCAUUCUGGCAUUGAGCAGAAGCGCUUCAAGAAAGAACAGUUUAUCGAGGCCAUCAAGGAUCCAAAGACUUGGCUUUUUACAGCACAUGCCCUCACGCAAGAGAUGGCGAACGGAACCACAAACCAGUACUCACUACUCAUCAACUCCUUUGGCUUCUCGGUUCUGCACACGACGCUGCUCGGAGCCGUCCUCGGAGCUCUAAACUUUUCUUGGCUAGCGAUCACUGCCAUUGUACUGCGCUACACCAAAAAUUGCCGCGCGUGGAUAUCCCUUUUCGCAUACAUACCCACUGCGCUUUCAAGCAUUCUUUUGCUGAGUCUGCCUUCAAACGAUCGCUGGGGACUGAUCGUUGGCAUUUGGAUCCGCUCUGCUGUUGGCGUCCCAUACGCUGUCGUCAUGAUUUGGGCGGCCAAUGCCUCUGCCGGCCACACAAAGAAGACUACUGUCAUUGCCCUAUAUCACGUCGCUUACGGUGUGGGUAAUAUCAUCUCACCCCAGCUUUUCCGCCCGCAAUGGAAGCCGCGUUACCGCCCGACCUGGAUCAUUCUCUUGGUGGUUGCCGCCAUAGUACCCGCAAUCUUCGUCGGGAUUCUGCGUGUCUACCUUGACCGCGAAAACAAGCGCCGUGACAAAAUCGAGUUGGAAAAUCGAAUCGAAGAUAAUGGUGUUGUUGAGACGGUCAAUGCCGAUGGCAUUCAGGAAAGACAAAUUGUCGACAGGAACCAGCUCGACUUGACUGACAGACAGAACUUAAAAUUCCGCUAUGUGUUAUAG
Akanthomyces muscarius is the source of this 1593-nucleotide messenger RNA. RefSeq lists its product as uncharacterized. Bases 1 to 1593 code for a protein of 530 amino acids. NCBI's taxonomy places the organism in Eukaryota, Fungi, Ascomycota, Sordariomycetes, Hypocreales, Cordycipitaceae. Gene Ontology annotation, molecular function: L-cysteine transmembrane transporter activity. The transcript is spliced from 5 exons. Gene Ontology annotation, biological process: L-cysteine transport; transmembrane transport. The record is from RefSeq and is a predicted model, not a curated record. Gene Ontology annotation, cellular component: membrane.